This is a messenger RNA of Rangifer tarandus platyrhynchus (Svalbard reindeer), 444 nucleotides long. The record is from the annotation of a GenBank genome assembly. Lineage: Eukaryota; Metazoa; Chordata; Mammalia; Artiodactyla; Cervidae.
AUGGCGGAGAGGCCCGAGGACCUAAACCUGCCCAAUGCUGUCACCACCAGAAUCAUCAAGGAGGCGCUCCCGGACGGUGUCAACAUCUCCAAGGAGGCCCGGAGCGCCAUCUCCCGCGCCGCCAGCGUCUUCGUGCUGUACGCCACAUCCUGUGCCAACAACUUUGCGAUGAAAGGGAAACGCAAGACACUGAAUGCCAGCGAUGUGCUGUCCGCCAUGGAGGAGAUGGAGUUUCAGCGGUUCGUUACCCCGUUAAAAGAAGCUCUGGAAGCUUAUAGGAGGGAGCAGAAAGGCAAGAAGGAAGCUUCAGAGCAAAAGAAGAAAGACAGAGACAAAAAAACAGAUUCGGAAGAGCAGGACAAGAGCAGGAAUGAGGACAACGAUGAAGAUGAGGAAAGGCUGGAGGAAGAAGAACAGAAUGAAGAGGAGGAAGUGGACAACUGA